AUGGCAAUCCUAAGCGCAUCUUCUUUGCCUAAUGAAAUAUAUUUAUCUAUUUUCGCUCAUCUUUCAGUAACUGACCUUUUAGCCGCUUCUUUAGUUUGUGAAAAGUGGCACGUUUCAUUUAUCUCUUUCCUCUUCUCUAAUCUUUUUAUAAAAUCUUCUCGUCAACUCACUCUACUUAAUAAAUACCGUCUAUUAAAACGUCAUUCUCAUUUAAUCCAUUCUCUAACGCUUUUUAAAGUACAUCUUUCAUCUCAAGAAAAGCAAUUGCUUUUAACUACCUGCAAAAAUCUUAAUAAACUCACCUUUAUAAAAUGCUAUAACCUUGAUUCGGAUUUCUUAAAAGACAUUUUAAGAAUUAAUAAGGAUUCAAUAGAAAUUUUUAAUAUCUGGGGUGAGCGAAAUUUUAAUAAUAAAAGAAGUGAGUUUAGCAGUACUGAAGUAAAUGAUGAACUAUUAAGUCCGAUGAUGGAAUUUUGCGGAAAUUUGAGAGAAUUACGCAUCUGUGGUGCUGAAAUCUCUGAUAAUAUUUUAAUUAAUUUAACUUCGUCUUUGGAUGAACAAGAAUCUUCGGGUGAAAAUCUUAUUUCUGACGCAAGAGAUUUCGGUUUGUCUCAAGAUUUAUUAGUAACUCCACCUGCCUCUCCUAUAUCAACUAAUACCUAUCCGCAUCUUCAUUCAUUGGAUCUUACCGAGUGUUUUAAUUUGACUGCUUUUGGAAUAGCUGAAUUAUUUUCUCCUGAUAAUUUACCAAGCUUUCAUUCUUUAAUACUUCAACACAAUCCACAGAAUGAAUUGGAUUUGGAAUUCUUUGAAUUUCUCGCUGAUAGUUUUAAAUCUCAUUCUUUUAAAAUCAUCAUCUUAAAUUCUAAGGGAUUUGAUGAAAAAAAUAAAAAGGUUUUUCACACUUUUGCUAGAAUUACUAAAGAUCUGGAGAUUCUUGCAACAAAGAAAGACAAUGUUAGUGUUAUUAAACGUGAAAAUGAAAUGAAUGAUUCAGAGAUUUUGCGUUCUUUUCGAAUAAGUAGUCCUUUUAUGGCUUGA
Messenger RNA from Racocetra persica, 1041 nucleotides. NCBI's taxonomy places the organism in Eukaryota, Fungi, Glomeromycota, Glomeromycetes, Diversisporales, Gigasporaceae. The record is from the annotation of a GenBank genome assembly.